GUAAAAUCUCAACUUUUCUUUUUCAACGUUCCGAUAUUCCCACAUAGAGUUUUCAUCUCGCAACCUCCGAAGAAUGGGCUACGAGUACUCGCAGGUCCUCGCAAGUCCUCGCAAAGAGAAUACGAACGACGAAAGAUGAGAUAAAGAAAUAGGCACGCUUUAAGUCUUGGUAAUUCUAGGCAAAGGAAAGCCGGUCGACCGGUCUAGGUGAUUCGUUCGUCCCGGUCUUGUCCCUUGUUCCAGUGAUCCCAUUGAUCCCAUAUUUUCCCGGCAAACAAUCUCCACGAUGGUCUGGGCUUUUUCUUGGCUAAGCACCCAAGAUGGGUUAAUCCUUAGUCAACGACCCUUCGUCUGUCACCUCCUGAAUCAGAAAACCUUGGCUUGACAUUCUUUGCCAAUGUAAUCCGCCAGGUGACUGGGUGAUCUAGUGUUGUCUUGUCCCUUUUGCCUUUUUCUAUCUUUUUAUGUCGUUGACGUCGAGUUCCACUAUCCUUAAGCCCAAACCCUCUCGUCACCUACCACGAUAAAGUUGUAAUAAUAAUAUACAUCCGUUCUCUUACCGGAUGAACAUUCAUUAUCACCACUAAUCUAGAUCUAAGUAAUUCACUUCUUUCACUCAUUCGUUCCCUUUUUUUCCCCUUCCUAGUGAUUCGUUCGAUUCGCUCGUUUCGCCCCUCUUCCCGGACAAUACGGACUUCACAUGAUCAUGGUGAGACUAUCAACACCGCUGCUGGCGGCACUGGGCCUAGUCGCCGACAGAGCUUAUGGAGCCCUCGACGUAAAUCUUGACGAUCCAGCUUCGAUCAAGUCGGCGGCCGCCUUAGUCGCCGAAGAUCUUCUCACCUUCUAUCAUGGCGACGAGCCGGGCAUGGUUCCCGGCAUCUUGCCCGGCCCUCCCCCCGACGGCGAUUACUACUGGUGGCAGGGAGGUGCACUCUGGGGUACGAUGCUAGACUACCGACACCAUACCGGCGACAAGACGUAUGACGAGACCGUGUCGCAAGCGCUACUAUGGCAGGUGGGUCCUAACGAGGACUUCAUGCCGCCCAACUGGACGGCAUCCAUGGGUAACGAUGAUCAAGCUUUCUGGGCGUUGUCUGCUAUGCUGGCUACCGAGGUGGGAUACACAGAUCCUCCGUCAGACCAGCCUCAGUGGUUGUCGCUGGCGCAGGCCGUAUUCAACGAGCAGACGCAUGAGGAUCGAAGAGUGCCUAGUGGACGAUGCAAGUGGGGUCUUCGAUGGCAGGUUUAUCCGUCCAACAACGGAUACAACUACAUUAACACCAUCGCGAAUGCCUGCUAUUUCAACAUCGGCGCUCGGCUAGCCCGCUACACGGACAAUUCGACCUACGCAGAUCUUGCAAACAAGACUUGGGAUAUCAUCAGCGAUCUAGGUUACAUCUCAGACAAUUGGGAUGUUUAUGACGGUGCCCACUUGCCGGAUUGUACCGACAUCAACAAGGCCCAGUUCUCCUACAAUGCUGCCAUGUUGUUGCAAGGCGCCGCCUUCUUGUAUAACUACACCGACGGCAGCCAAAUUUGGAAGGAACGCAUCGACAACCUGGUUGACCGCAUGAUCGAGAUCUUCUUCCCCAACAACGUCGCAUACGAGCCGUCAUGCGAGGGGACCAAGUGUAACGCCGAUAUGGAAUCCUUCAAGGGAUAUACUCAUCGAUGGAUGGGCUCGACGAUGCAGCUAGCUCCUUACACGCGCGACAAGAUUUACCCGGUGCUGAAGGCGUCGACUGAGGCGGCUGUCAAGCAAUGCACCGGGGGCACCAACGGCCGAUUCUGUGGUUUCCACUGGACUACCGGUGUCUUUGACAACCAGGUCGGCGCUGGCCAGCAGAUGAACGUCCUAGGAGCCCUGAUCAGCCUUCUGUCCCCUGAUGCCGCACCGCCUCUGACUAACAACACCGGUGGUACAUCCAAGGGUGACGUGAAUGCCGGUUCUGACGAGCCCCUCGUGCCUACCUUUUCCCCCAUAACCGGUGGGGAUAAGGCUGGUGCUGGCAUCCUCACGGCAAUUCUGAUUGCGGGCUCGCUCUCGGCAUUCGCAUGGAUGAGCUUAGAUUAAGAUACUUAUCUAGACUUGGGGAGUCACCGCGAAUUAAAGGUUAAAUGUACAUCUGGCGUUGCACGUGCUUUGCAAUCAAUGAUUUUUUCAGUUUAGGAAUGAGAAUACCCGGGUUUUUCACAACAAGUGAAGUUAAAUGAAAAGGAUUUGUACAUAGGCUCGCUCGCCUUGCCUUUCCUGUUCUUCUUUUUCAAGUUUUGCCGUAUGUUGUUUGAGGAGUUGUAAGGCGUACUUAGUUGAAUUACCUAGACCUUGAAAGUAGUAAGAGUAGGAGAGAGAAUAGGGGAAGAGAAACAAAAGGGGGAGGGAAGAGGAAAGAAAAGGUGAAGAGAAUAAAAAGGAUUAGAUAAGAUAAAUUUGAUGAAUGUCUAAUUUAAAACGUGCUGUCCUUGAUUGACGUUCUGGUCGCCUGAAUCGAUCGAGGUUAGUGCGAAGUUGCGAGAAUAGCUCCCGCGGUUUAAUGUGUUUGGAUAUUGAAUGACAGGAAGAAUCUGAUCACAUGUUGAGAACAAGGAGAUGGAAUACCCUAUGAGCGAAUUUCGAGAAACGAAGUAAUAGAAGGUGGUUAGUAUCCCGUGUUUCUGAGUGUGAGUAAAUCUCCUGGAGAAACCCAACCUGGGCUGGUUACUUUGAGGAUACCUAGUAACCUCAGUA
Molecule: messenger RNA, 2731 nt
Organism: Annulohypoxylon truncatum
Lineage: Eukaryota; Fungi; Ascomycota; Sordariomycetes; Xylariales; Hypoxylaceae
Product: mannan endo-1,6-alpha-mannosidase
Exons: 4
Coding region: 701-2077 (458 amino acids)
Biological process (GO): fungal-type cell wall biogenesis; carbohydrate catabolic process
Molecular function (GO): mannan endo-1,6-alpha-mannosidase activity
Source: RefSeq, a predicted model, not a curated record